AUUUUAUAAAAUAUAUAUAUUAUGCUUACCAAUUACAGAUAUCAUAAUUCAGAUAUAGACAACCAGAUCUAAACUGGCAGAAAUGGCAACAAAUAAAGAAGAUUAUUCAGACAAACUAGCUAGUUUAGAUUUCAAGUCAAAAAUGAAGCUUUUUCAAAGUCAAAAUAAGACAAAACAGUCUUCAGAAGCAGUAUCGGAAUCUUCUACGAGAGAAUUACCUAAGCCAAAACCAGAUUUAGGACAACCUUUUAUGCCUGAAACAUAUCAAAUUAGAAUGAAAGCUUAUGUACAAGAAGAACGCUUACAAAAAGAUAAAAAAGAAUAUGGUUCUGAAGAUAAGUAUGAUAACGAAUCAUCUGAUGAUGACGGUAAAUUCGUGUUGGCUGAUAUAUUUCCAACGGAUACCACAUCAUUUUUUCGAACAAAAGAUUCACCGAGUAUGAAAAAAGGUUUAGGGAAGCCUUUUAUGUCUGAACCAUAUCAAGCAGGAGUUACAGAAAAUGUACAAAAAGAACGCUUACAAACAUAUGAAAAAGGUUCAUGGCGUCAAUGCUUUAGACACUCGAGGAAUUUCGAAAAUGAUGCAAAAAGGUUGCUUUUGGAAGGAACUUUGCCGGAUCAUAGCUUGUUUCAAAACAUCUCUAAAGAAUACGGUCGAAAGUCUCAAAUUGUUCAAAUCAUUGGCAAUGGUAUAUGUCAAAACAUUAAAGAGCAGUCAAAUAAUAUUGUCCAUGUUUGGCCAGCUUAUCGGCAUACACACGGUAUGGAUUGCAGUGAGGAUAAAAUUGUUUUUGUUGUUAUUACAAACAAGCAGACAAAUAUUAAGUCAGAUUAUGAAAUUUGUAAAAGACAUCUUAAUGAAAUUUCCUCGUUGAGCAAAAACGAAAAUAAACGUAUACAUGACAAGGAAAAGUUAUAUGAUUUGAGGAGAGACGAUUUAGCAUUAUAUUUAAAAUCAAAAGCCAAACAAUUGAUGGAAAACCAUAAAAACCUUACAUGGAUAACCGUGAGUGUAAUAAAAUCUAGUGGACAUGAUUUGGACGAUCACAGGAUGGUACAAUUACCUUGUAUAGCUCUUUACGUUCAAAUCAAAGGACUUAUUCCAAUCGAUGAAGAUCCAUUUGAACAGUUUCUUGAUAGUUACCCUGUUGAUGUCCGAGAAGGUGUUUUUUCGCUCUAUGGGUUACCCACUGAUUUGCAUCAAAAUGUAAGAAUAGGUUGCGCAUUAGACAGUGGGUUUGGAACGAAGCAAGGAACAGUAGGCCCGUUUUUCAAAUAUGAGACUGAUUUGCAUACGUACCUCUUAACCAGUGCUCAUGUUCUACUCGACCCAGAACAGAUGAAGAAACUAAUCGUAGACACCAAUGUGUACUAUGGAAUACAUGGAACUGAUGCUUACCAGCCACCUGAAAGUAUAUCAGUCGAACAUAACUCUCGCCAUCAUCUUGGUAAAAUAGAGUUUGCUGUUUAUAGGACAGGUGAGCAGUACAAACCUGGAAUGGAAGUUGCACUUGUUCGAAUCGACAAACAACGAGUUCCAAUAGACGGGAAAUUCCCUACAAAUGAAACCAUAGAUGGUCAUAUAUUAUCUUUGGACGAUAUUGACAUCUAUUCAAAACAAUUAAAUGGCCAAGAUGUUUACAAAUACGGGUCAAAUACUGGAUUAACUAAAGGAAAAGUUCGAUUUAAUGGCGGUUCCGUGCGUACUGGUGUAUUAAAGGAUCACUUUCUUGGAAUGGACUUGACACUGAAUGAACAAAUCGAGAUAGAAUCUGCUGAUGGUGGUCCAUUUGGUAAGCCAGGAGAUUCAGGGGCACUUGUCUUUACAAAAAGCGGAGACAGAUUGUUCGUAAUUGGUAUAGUUGAAGGGGGAAUUGGCAAUACCUGUAUGGUUACACCAAUUCGUGAUAUAAUUGACGUAUUAAGUCAGUUCAUUUCACUCCACAGGGAUCCACCCACUGAUACCUGUAUGGACUUUGAAGAACUGACUUCCAAUAUAACUUUAAAGUUAUAUUAUGUUCGUUCCAACAAUACACUUCAAUCCGCCGGAAUUAAUCGUCGUAUUUCCGCAGAGAUUAGGAGACACACAGCUGAAGUACAAGCAAAUACUGAACACAAGUUUGAGUCCGUUAAAUCAGAAUUAACAGCAAUUAAGGUGCAUUUUGACACUAAAAUAGAUAAAAUAGAAAACUCAAAUCGAGAAAUCAUAGAAAGUUUAAAAGCACUUUCACAGACUGUUAAAAAUAGCUAUAACGCGUCUGCGCCCAAUACGGAAAAAUAAUAUUUUGACAAAAUUCUUACUGUCCGAUAUUAAGAAAAUAUUUUAGCCAGUUGUAUAUCCGUGACAUCACAUUUCCAAUGUUAUUUCUGUUAUUGAGUUGCAUUAUUUUCAGUUUUCAUUUUAAUAACCUUUCACUAACAGUUUAAGUAAAAUGCAUAUGUCUAUAUUUCUAGCGGUAUUGAUGACUUCAUUUUUUUUGACAAAUACAACAUUUUAAUAUUAUAUUGACUAACUAGUUUAUACAUUACUGCAUAUUCAUCCCCUAACUAUCUCCCAUUUUGACACUUUAAUAUGUGAAUACAUAUAUAUUUUGAUGGAAAUCUUUUGAAACUUGGUAUGCGCAAGACUGUUUUUAUGAGAUCCGGUUUACGAUUGCCUAUUUUAAUUUACUUCAAUUAACAGCCAGUACGUGCAUUGCUCUUAUGCCCUCUCUCAGGGCUUUUGUACAACUGAUAACAAAGCGCUCAAUGUGUGCUUUUGAGAUCAUCGUCUGUCAGUUCGUCAGUUGUAGACUUUUUCAUUUGACUUCUCCUUUGAAACCGGUUGGUCAAAUGUGGUAAAAUUUAUCUGGGAUGUUCCUAGCAUAAGGUUCUACAAAAAAUGUGCAAAUGGUUCUUCUUCAUCAAUGAGUUAAAUAUUUAAUAUGUAAACUAGACGGGAUACAUAUAGACGGUGGUCCGGUGUUGUGUAGAUGUGUUUUGACGAUGCGUUCAUUGAAUGUCACCCUUCUUUGUUGAUCUUUGUUUUCCUAGUAAAUAGCUUCGUAAUAUCUAGGGUCAUGGUACUUUUUUCAGCUGAUUGUUACACACUUAUCUGACCAUGAUAUUAUGAUUUAUUAUUUUAGGACAGACAGAAUGAAUUGAAUUGUUUUUUGGUUCAACACUUUUAAAAUUGUACAUGCUGUUCUCUUUUCGUUGUAAUUGAUGGGCCUAGUAAGAGACUAUGAUAGGCAGUUUUUUAAAUUAUUUGAAACUGAAUUGCCUUAUUUUUCGUUCUAUGCCUAUCUCUAAUUGAUGAAUUUCGCGCUGCUUAGCCUUUCUGUCAGACAUUUAGAGAAAGGAAAUACUGUAGAAGGCAUAUCAAGAUACGAGGAUCAAGAUACAUAAACAAAAAACUAAACAACUCCCCUUCCUUACAAGAACUCCUUUGAGAUAUGGAAGAAUGUCACAAUGGAAUGUAACUGUAAUAAACCCAUAUUGCAUGAAUGUUUGAGCAAAAUGUGAGUUUGUUAAAAUUCCUUUUAUGCAUUUAUUUUACUGUGAGAAAAAAAUAUUCAAACGCAAUUUUAAUACAUUUGAAGCCGAAAAUUGUCGUAAUUAUUUUUAAUCUCCGUUACACAAAUGGGGUUUGGCUACACUGAGUGGGACAUUGGCAUUCACAAACUUCAUUUAUUUUUUUAUAUUUGAUUUGUUGUGUUAUCAUGUUAUGAAGAAAUAUAGUGCACAAACUAUUUUAUGAUCAAAUAUCAUGAUGUUUAGGUUUGACGUUAUUCUUAUUAUCAAGAAAGUAUAUGUAUAUGAUGGGUCCUAUCAUUAAGGUAACUAUGUCUUAGUUUCAGAAGACCGUAGAACUUUUUCAUACAACAACAUGUAUCUGAACUUCUGUAAGCAUCCAAGAUUGAUACAGUCAAAAGAAAACGAUUGCGUUGGUAAAUAAUCUUUUAUGUGUGUCUUGUUCAUCUUUGCAGUAAUAUGUAAUUAAAACUCUACAAGAAAAGAAAGUUUUGAUAUUCUUUCCUUUAACGCUAGAUAUAUAUUGAAUAAUGUUAUUAUCAUUUUAUACAAAAACCUGUAUUGUUAUAAGUUACAUUCUGGCACUAUUAUUAUUAUUAUUAUUAUUAUUAUUAAAAGAUGAGAAAAACACUUAAAACGUCUAUUUUCAACAGUUUUAUGAGCAUAUGAACAUAUUUCCUAUGUUCUUUAGCCAUAUUUAAACAGUUAAGGCGGUGACAUUUACAACAUCGCGGAGAGAAUGAUUAUGUUACUACAAUGGACUAUAGAAAUAAAGAACAAUAUAAUCAUGUAUGUAACCAAUAGCAGCAUAAAUCUGAGGUUGAACGUAUGGAAGAAAUGUUAUCAUUUCAAACAAGUCAUUUACACAAGACGAAACACAGUUGAAAUAUACCAACUUUUGAAAACAAACAAUAGUACGUAUAAGUUGGUUUGUAAUCUUUUACAUAUUAUUCUUAUUCAUUUUAAUUAUCAUCCAAAACAGGCAACACGGAAAUAUGCAUUCAGCGGAUAGUGUUCAGUCCACUAAUGAUAUUUUUACAACAAUGAUGCUAUCAGAUAUCCCCGUAGAGACACUCUUCAAAAUCCAAUAUAAUUUCAAUGACAGUUCUUUUCCCUAAUAUAUGCACAAAAAAAUAUGAAAAUUGCUAAAAAAAUAUUGUAGAUAUAGAUAUUUAAGCAAGACGGGCAUAUAUAUUACGGGUUAAUGAGCAGAGUUGGAUAGGAUGUUAUUACGGAUAGGCAGUAAGCUGAUUUCAUAUUGAUCUGUGAUAUAUCAAUGAUCACUAUAAUAAAAUAAUUAUCUUUAUAAUGAUUUUAUUCAUAUUUCAAAAAUUUAAAAUCAUCUUUUGGAGAUGUAGAGAGGUCUUGGUUGGGUUAAUGGUUCCUGACCUGGCUACGCACCUGUAUAAAAAAAUGUGAUGAACAAUCAACGAGCUUUUAUUGUUACUUGAUUUCUAAAUUGUGAAGAUAAUGAUCAGCAAGGUAGACACAGUUCAUGAAACGCAGCCCUUACAAUAAGCACAGAACAUCAAAAUGACAUUCAAAUAGAAGGUUAAAUAGAAUAAACGUUUAACGUUGUUUUUUGUUUUGUUUUUUUUUUCUUUUCUUAUUUCAAAACAAAAUAGUUUUUCGUCUUAAAACAGACUUUUUCUAAACAGUGAGUGUCUCUUCAGACAAAGCCCCGAAGUUCCUUUACCAAAUGGUUGCUAGUUUCUUGUUUAAGUGACUUGUUUUUCAAUAAUCAUGAUGCAGGAGAUUCCGAUUGUUUGGAAUAGGUCAUGUUAUUUAUUGGAGCUCGCGGUUUACAUAUUGUUACAUGUAAAUGUGCAGAAGUUCUUAUGACGUUUUUACUGAAUUUCAUAACGCCGUUGUUUGACCAAUCAUCAGUAAUAGCGCUCCUAUUUUAGGGUACUACAAUGUAGAACAUUUUCCUGUAUCAACGUAGUACAUAACCGCGCAAUGAGAUAUGUCUUGAGUGUUGGACAAUAUAAAUAACAUAGAUUGGUAAAAAAUGGCCUGGACCCUUCUAUUGUCCGACAGCUUAAAACAGUUGCUAUCUUUUUGACACGUAUUUGUAAUACUACACCAUCUAGACUUAAGACGAGACUAGUAUUUGGUCAGACAGCCAUGCCUGAGGUUCAUGUUAUAACUUGUUUUUUAUUGUAAAACAAAAGUUACCUCAAUGUAAUAUAACAAAUAUUUCUCUUGAAAGUCAUAUUUCUAGAAAUACUUAUUUAAUCAACAGCACGAUCCGUGUGUAUUAUAUAUACAAUAUAUACAAGAUACGAAUUUUAAAUUUAAAUUUAUUUUCAUUAUUAUCUGUUAUAAAAUGUUUUUUAAAUAAUGGGUGUCUGUCUUAGUUUUGAGUUUUUGACUGUGUUAAUUGUGUUAGUUUUACUUUGUAAAUGAUGACUUGAUGUAAAUGAUGAAAUGAUGCACUGAAGAAAGUAUUAUAUUUAAAUUGAUAGUCAUUGAUCAAAUGAAUUGUACAAAUUUUCAGUAUGUGUGUUAAGAUAUGUUAUAUCUCUGAUUUCCAUUUUAUCAUUUCUUUUACAUGUUAUAUUUAAAAUUUCUUCGAUUGAUAUGUUAGUUUCUUUUUUUCUGUUUCUUUAUGACCGUAAUUUAUUCCUCUUCAUGACCGUAAGUGCCCGUGUUGUGAUUCUGUCGAAGAUGUUUAUCAAUAAAUUGUAAUGUAUAUGAGGAUACGUGUACCCUUAAACAUACAGCAGUCUCAAAACUCUUUAAAGAUAUCAGAUUUAGAAAAAAAAUGUUUAUACUUUUAGAUAAUUAAAUGAUAAAUAGUUGUGUCGUCAAACCAUGUUAUAUUAUCUUUAAAGAGAAGAUUUUUUGAUUUAUGUACAUGAUUAAA
This is a messenger RNA of Ruditapes philippinarum (Manila clam), 6382 nucleotides long. RefSeq names its product guanylate-binding protein 1-like. Gene Ontology annotation, molecular function: GTPase activity; GTP binding. The coding region runs from base 83 to 2281 and encodes 732 amino acids. Lineage: Eukaryota; Metazoa; Mollusca; Bivalvia; Venerida; Veneridae. The record is from RefSeq and is a predicted model, not a curated record. The transcript has 7 exons.